AUGGCCGAACGGAUGGCGCGAUGGCCUCCGAAGGUGGCCUUUCAUCAUGAGUUUGAGUGGGCUGGACGAGAGCUGGAGGUCUUUUUGGAUGCUGGCAGGUCUUCGGCGAGUAGCAGAGGCAGAGGGAGGCCACUGGAUGCAUCGCAGCUGAACAACUUCGGCAGCCAUGGCUGGAGCCUGCCGGAGACCCCAAGGCCCAGCCCGCGGCUUCUGAAGGAAGCCAAAGAGUUGACACUUCCAGCAGUCCCGGACAGAUAUUUGGUGGCUUUGCGGUCACGCAUGCGUGCUCAACAGUCGCAUGCAGGCUGA
Messenger RNA from Effrenium voratum, 309 nucleotides. The record is from the annotation of a GenBank genome assembly. Lineage: Eukaryota; Dinophyceae; Suessiales; Symbiodiniaceae.